AUGUUCUCAUCAUACUUUUCGAAGCCUGCCGUUGAAAAAACAGAACGUGAGAAGAAUGUGCUCACUCCAUUCUACGAGGACAUCGUACCUCCUAAAAUGAGGAAAAAAGGGGAACCGUUAUCCUACUUUCAAACUAUAUCGAGAGCUUACACUCACGAGCAGGCCUUGAAGUUCGCGACGGCAUCUUUGGAAUGGAAAAACUUGGUCUACACUCAAUUCCCGAAUAAGCCCAGAACAAAAGCGUAUCCUGUAACAUGCUGUCAAGGUGUACGCGACACGUAUGCAUUCUAUCGAGUGAUUGCAGAGAAGAAAUACGGAUACAUUGCCACGGCAUGCCACGUCAACAUUCACGGAACCCAUCGUGGAGAUCUUCGAUUCAUAGAGAUCAAUGAUAGGACGGUGGCACGAGAGAACGGAGGUACAAGUGUUAUUGGAAGACUCUAUCUUGGAGAUAUGAUUGGAGUAUCUGGAUUGGCGAGAAUGAGAGAUUUCAAGGCAUAUGAUGUGUUCCAGUCGGCAAUGGAUGGAGAAUGUAUCUGGAUGGCCACUCAAAUACAAGUCUUCCCAAGAAUCACUUUGACCGACGUGGCGUUUUCAGUGUUGGCAAAUGGGACUGCUGUUGUGAAGGAGCAAAGCGAAGUGAUGAAUGUACUGAAUCCGACUUCAUUCCCUCUUGUCCCAGGUAAGAUGUAUACUGGGACAGCGUUUGUUCCAGAGAAAAUGUUCUCAAAUUUCACGCUGGAACACCGCGCCGAGCAUAAGAACUCUUUGAUCUACAAGUGCUCGAGGAUUCAUCAGUACCCGAACUCCCUUGGCACGGUGUACGAUUUCAAGGAGUCACCGAGGCUCACAGAUGCCUUCAGUAUAGGGGUUGACGCCUUCGACAUCGACACCACUAGCAUAUAUUCCGAGAACACUCCAACGGAAAUAAUGGAGACAUGCGUUUUAAUGGGAUACGCCGCGGCCAACUCGAUCACAAAUGGGCGGUUCGAUAGUCGAUCGUUCCCAAUGCAUAAUCUAUCUAGGGAUAGGACUGUCGUUAGAUUCUCCAUAGAUAAUCCAGCUGAAGAUCCAACUGAAGGAAAGUGGAUGAUAAAUAGCCGAAUCAAGAUAAGCGGGCCUGCCGGCGAAUUGAAUGCGACGAUUGAAACCGUAAUCAGUGAACGAAAGUCGCUCAAGAUCACCGCGAGACUUUCUAGAGAUAUCCCGAAUCAUGUGAAAUUCAAUAAUGGAAUCCAUGUAGUAUAUCAACGCGAAGCAAUGGAAUUGCAAGUCUUGAGAACUGGUCUCUCCAAUAAAGCUCCACCAGGAUCGAAUGGACGACAAAUUCUGGAGGUGUUGUAUGGUGCAGAGCCAUUGGAAUGUGAUUACAAUGUGAACGGCACAUCGUACUUUUUCCCAGAUAAGGAUCCCGUUGAGCUCAAUGAGUAUCAAUGUGACUAUGUGGACAUGAUACUCGCCAAACUCCCGAUAGUUGUCGGAUGCUCUCCAUUCGGAUGCGGAAAAUCAAUGACGAUUGUGACGGCUGCUUUGGAGAUUCAUAAGAGAUCUGUCGCGAGAAGAAACAAGUUUUAUACAUUGGAAAAGAAGAAGGUGCAAUUACUUGUGACUCAAAGUAACUACGCGAGUGUCAAUUUGGUGGAUAUUGCGAACAAAGCUAAAAAAGGAACCGAUUCUGAAGGAUCUAAACUCAAAUUUGUUCGAUAUCUCUCUGAAAAGAAUUGGAAAGAGCUAGCAGAUGACUGUCUCACCGAUUAUGAUCUUCCGAAACUAAUGGAAAUCGAAUCCUUGGCUUGGACAUUGGGACAUCGAAAACACGAGAAGUUGGAAUUCCGUCAUAUGGCGAGCAUGGUGAAUUUUGUGAUCGAAGGAAAAAUCGCAAGACCCCAUGAAUUCGUUGGACAAGCUAUGAGCACAUACAACAAUUCGGCAUUCGAUAACUUUAAAUCAUGGCCUCGUGAUCUUUUGGAGGCGUUCUUCAUGCUCUACGACCCGGAUCUUAUAAUGACAACUGCUGACUCUCUGCAGACACUUUUAUCAUCGGCAAUUCUGAUACCGUCAUCAGUGGAGACCAUUCAAAUUGAUGAGGCAUCUCAAGUUCCGGAGUACACCUUCAUCAGUCUUCUCACUUCGUUCCCGAAUGCUAGCUAUGGGUUGAUUGGAGACAUUGAACAACUUCCACCUUAUUGUGAGACUGGUCUCGAUGGGAAACUGAAGGACUACGGUAUAGGAAAUACUAUGGAGAGAGCCGUGAACGGGGAGAUGUUCCCACAAGCGAUGCUUCGAGAGGUGUACAGGUGUAGUCCCAGAAUAACGAAUCUGCUCAGCGAUCUAUUUUAUGAAGGACAGCUGAUAUCUGGAGUCACGGUGGAUCAAAGAAAUGAAUUUGUGAGAAAGCGAAAAGACUUCUGGCCGAAGUCUGAAUUUCCGGUUCUAGUGUUGAAUAACAAGGAGAAAGGAUACAAGAUGGGUACUUCAUGUGGAAACAAAUCGGAGAAGGAGAUUGUCAACGCUCUCUUGAAUCUACUCACCAAAGAGCACAAUCGAUAUAAACUCAAGCCAUCCGAUAUCGGAGUCAUCUCAUUUUAUGCUGCACAAACCUCAAUUCUCACUGAAGCACUACGUGGCAGAGGAGUCAAAUGUGGUACUGUAGAUGCAUUCCAAGGAAGUGAGAAAGAAGUGAUAAUUCUUUGCUGUACCAAUGAGAAAAUCAGUGAUUUCAUGCAAAUGAGCAACCGGAUCAAUGUUGCCAUGUCGAGAGGAAGACAGGCGACAAUUAUCAUAGGAAAUGUUGACGGAUUGAAGAAAGCCGACUAUUGGAGUGUCAUAGUGAGAGCAGCAGAGGUGGAGGGAUGUGUUAUGGAUACAAAUUUCCUCGGAAUCACCCAAACGAGCAGACCACAAUUCUCGAAGGGAAGAAACCAGAAAGAGAGAACCCCUGAAGGCGUCGCCGCAGUCACGAAUCCAACAGCGAGAGGUAGAGGUCGGAGAGGACGUCAACGAGGAAACGGAAACCCUCAAGAAAAACUUAUUGACGAAGAUCUCCCAUCGACUAGCAACCAACAGGCGAACAAUGGAAGAAAUAAUAGAAAUCGUCGCAGAAAUAACAAAGCGAAACCUCUCGAAGACGCCGGCGACAUUCCAUCUGCCAGCACUCAACAAGCCCAGCCAUCCCAACAACAAUCCAAAAGAGAUAAUGGAGCAGGGUGGCGUCGAAGAAACAAUAAAAAGGAAUCACCUGCUGGUGGAUUGGAAUCCGAUCGCAUGGUGGCAUGGAAAAUCCCGCAAUCGACGUUGCAUUACGAAUUCUCAACACAGCCCACCAAUCUUCAUCACCAAUCUGGUCAAAUCAACCGCCGUCAACCAGACAUUGUCCAACAGCUGGGUGCAUUAUGUCUUACGGUCGUGGACGGUCUGGCCUAUGGGAUAGUAUCUUUAUACACAUUCUUUACCCGUCCUCGCCCUGAAUAG
This is a messenger RNA of Caenorhabditis remanei, 3471 nucleotides long. RefSeq lists its product as uncharacterized. The record is from RefSeq and is a predicted model, not a curated record. The transcript is spliced from 7 exons. The coding region runs from base 1 to 3471 and encodes 1156 amino acids. Lineage: Eukaryota; Metazoa; Nematoda; Chromadorea; Rhabditida; Rhabditidae. Gene Ontology annotation, molecular function: 5'-3' DNA helicase activity.